Messenger RNA from Sporisorium graminicola, 1290 nucleotides. RefSeq lists its product as uncharacterized. The transcript is spliced from 3 exons. The record is from RefSeq and is a predicted model, not a curated record. The coding region runs from base 1 to 1290 and encodes 429 amino acids. NCBI's taxonomy places the organism in Eukaryota, Fungi, Basidiomycota, Ustilaginomycetes, Ustilaginales, Ustilaginaceae.
AUGGCUGGUCCAUUUGAAGACGAGGAUGAGGCGCAUGCGCAUCAUCCGACCGAUCAGCAAUCACAGACUCAAAGCUCGGCAGACGGCGCUGAGUCUCAAGAACCUGCUGCGUCUCCUGCGUCGCAGAACCCUCGACUCUUAAGGCCUGGCAGGCAGGCAUCACGAGCAUCUUCGUCUCACGAGACGGCCGGCAAAAAGAACUACAUGUGGACUGCUCAGGACAUCAACACUCUAGUCACGGUCCUGUUCAACAAUCCAUGCUUCCAAGUCGCACCGCUUCCUUCCCGCAUGUCAGGUGACGAGCCCAUCAACAAGCUCAGUAAGCUCAACAAGACUGCUGUAGAGCGCAGCAUCUUCAAGUCGGUCUUUCCAAAUUCCGAACACGUCGAGCCUGAUCGCAUCAAGUCCAAAAUCCGCUGGCCCAGGGGCCUCUACUCCAAGCAAAAGAAGAAGCUAUCGCUACCAGCAGCUGGGUUUCUCGAAGGUAUGGACUCUUCUGAGCCGACCCGCGUCUCUCGUGCUGCGCUUGCUGCCAAGCAUCCGUGCAACGAGGCCGCCAUCAUGCACGACCGUGACGUCAAUAAAGACGGUCACUCUGGUCACGGUCAUGGUCUUCCGCCUCUCGAUGAUCUCGUGCACAACACAGUCCACCCUGCCAUGCUUGACUUCACAGCUGGCGGGGCUGUUGAGUCUCAGUCUCAGUCCGUCCGAAGCGAGACCCCCAUGCAUUUGCUCACAUCUGGUACAGCGUCGGGUACACGCCGUUGUUCGACUCCCUCCACUCCAGCAGCCGAGUUCUCCAGCGCUUUCACGACCACACCCACUUCUGCAGGCAAGCGCACGCGAGCGGCGGCUGAACAAACGAAGGAUGCAAUUGCCGACGCAUUUGAUCGAUUUCAGAAGGAGACUAUGCAAACGCGCCUCCAGCUUGAACAGGAGAAGACCAAGCGCGAAGACAUGCGCCCGGCUGUGGAGCAGCUCAAGAUCCAGGCGGAAAGCGAUACUCGCAAUGCCUUGAGGGAGCAGACCGCUGCCAUGCUUCGUAUGCAGCAAGCUCAGAGCCAGAAUAUGACAGAGGUGUUGCGCCUCUUGGCUGGUCGCAACGCUUCCCAUACGGAGGCUGGAGCAGGCUCCAGCAGCACUUCUCAUGAUCCGCAGAAUGGUCAACACGGUCCUCAUUAUGUACCCUAUGCUCACAAUACCCUUGCAUGUACCAACAAUGACAGCGUUGACUUUACCAAGUACCGAGUGGUUGUGUUUGUGUGUGUUUGUAUGGCAGACGCACGUUGA